AGUUUUUCUUAUCAGUGGUGAAAAAUCCGGCGGUAAUAUUGAAAAAAUUCAGCCAAAAUUUCAAUUCAUUCGAGUUUAAUUUGAAGUAAUAUUGAAGUAAUAUUGUGAAAAUACGUUUAAUAAUCUAUAAUGGACAAUGGAUUCUAACUCCGAUAAAAAGGAAGAACUUAGAAAACUGAAAGAAGAAGAACGCCAGCUAGACGAGAAGUUGAAACAACUGCAAGCUGUCACCUCCGAAAGGAAACAGAUUAUGGAAGCUCUGCACGAAUACAACGAUAUAAAAGACGCUACUCAAAUGGUAUUAGGCCAGUUAGCCAACCUCCACGGCGUAACUGUAGCCGAACUACAUGAAAAAUACGAUCUUAUGAAUGAAUAAGCGAAUUGUCUUUCGGUAUGUUUUAUUUCGUAACGCUUAUGUAUUAUGGUAAAAUUAAACUUGUAUAUUUUGUAGUAUAAAAAUGAAAAUGUAGAUAAAAACUGUAAUAUAAAAACCUAAUACAACGAGUCAUUUGCCAUCUAA
Planococcus citri (citrus mealybug) is the source of this 520-nucleotide messenger RNA. Its product is annotated as DNA repair protein SWI5 homolog. The transcript is spliced from 2 exons. NCBI's taxonomy places the organism in Eukaryota, Metazoa, Arthropoda, Insecta, Hemiptera, Pseudococcidae. The coding region runs from base 137 to 376 and encodes 79 amino acids. Gene Ontology annotation, biological process: double-strand break repair via homologous recombination. Gene Ontology annotation, cellular component: Swi5-Swi2 complex; Swi5-Sfr1 complex. The record is from RefSeq and is a predicted model, not a curated record.